AUGCUUGGCAAACCUUUCACACAAAGCUCCUGUGGAAUGGGAUCUCGUCACAGCGCUCCUAAUUUGUCAGAUUUACAACCAUGCCGGCAGAAAAUCAAGAAACAACUUUCAGAUCCCAUGAUGCCCAAAGACACCCAGACAACGCAAUGUUCCCCCCAACAGAUCCACAAUCUGCAGCCCGCCCGUUCUCUUAGGUCCUCCCCCAAAUUCUCUGAGUUCAUGCAGAGAAGCCCCCUUCCUACUAUACUGGGGUCACCGACAAAGAGUAUAUCACCAUUUGAGUUUCCCAAGCCAGGCAGCUCCCAAAACUUGCUAACUCUUCUCACUCAGCAAGGAAUGAUGGUCCCUCCAACCAGGAACAAGACUCUCCCAGACUUGAAGAACGCGGUUCAUUACCAGUACCAGCAACCUGUUCUGGGCCUACGUCCUGUGGAAGAAGGGAAAAGUCCUUUUGGCAGGUCUCUAAGCACAGGCAGACUCACAGACCUCUUGCUUAAAGCAGCAUUUGGAACACAGGCUACUGAGAUUGGGAGCACUGAUAGCCUCAAUGCAGAGAAACCAAUGGAAAUAGCAGCUUUAAUUGGCUAUGCUGGAAACUUUCCCAGUGGGGCACAAGGCUCUCUUAGUCCAGCUCCUGUCAUCUUCACUGUGGGUUCUCCCCCUGAGGGCACAGCUACUACCCAAGGAGCACGAACCCGGCUCUUCUCAGUUGGAUCUUCAAGUUCUCAAAGCUCAGCUGGCUCAUACACUGGCAGACAUGUUGUUGUUGGCGCUGGAGGUGAGACCUUUGAAGCUCCCUCUAGCCUCAGGUACACGUUUCCAGAAGCCACUACAGCAAAUGCUGAAGGAGUUGUGAUGUUUGAAGUUCCUGAGCUUCCUGAAGAGACGCUCAUGGAGCAAGAACACACGGACACUCUCCGCAGCUUACGGUUCACUCUGGCCUUUGCUCAUUCAGUCAUGGAGAUUGCCAGCCUCAAGGGAAGCUCUGUGGAUACCAGUGCAUCUGUCACAUCUGAGUACCAGAUGCAAGAGAGUGUCGUGGCCGAUCAGAUCAGCCUUCUAAGCAGAGAGUGGAGUUAUGCCGAACAGCUAGUUCUUUACCUGAAAGCAGCAGAACUUCUCUCAAUUGGGCUGCAAACUGCCAUGGAGCAAGUCAGGACUGGUAAACUGUGUCUCUCUUCCACUGUUAAACAGGUGGUGAAGAAGUUGAAUGAGCUGUAUAAAUCUAGUGUGUCCUCAUGUCACUGCCUUAACAUAAGGCUCCAGAGGUUCUUUGCUGACAAACAGAAGUUGAUGGAUCGAAUCAACAGCAUCACAGCUGAAAAGCUUAUCUUUAGCUACACUGUCCAAAUGGUACAGUCGGCGGCUCUGGAUGAAAUGUUUAACCACAGGGAAGACUGUGUACAGAGGUAUCAUAAAGCUUUGCUUCUGAUGGAUGGAUUGCUCAGCUUCAUGACAGAUCAAGCAGAUGUAGACAACAUCAGCAAAUGUAAACUUUGCAUAGAACGGCGAUUAUAUGCACUUCAAGGCAGCAUUUGUGCAUAA
Staurois parvus is the source of this 1545-nucleotide messenger RNA. The record is from the annotation of a GenBank genome assembly. NCBI's taxonomy places the organism in Eukaryota, Metazoa, Chordata, Amphibia, Anura, Ranidae.